This is a messenger RNA of Paramecium primaurelia, 707 nucleotides long. The record is from the annotation of a GenBank genome assembly. Lineage: Eukaryota; Ciliophora; Oligohymenophorea; Peniculida; Parameciidae.
AUGUCAAUGGAUAAAUAUUGUAAAUAACCUAUUUUGAUGACUCCAUUAGAAGCUUUAUAAAGGGUUUAUGAAGUGGAUGGAUUAUAGAAGAAAAUAGAGAGUGUUUAAGAAUCAUAAACUUGGAGAGAUGUAUAUUAUUGGAGUAUGGAAUGUAAUAGAGUUAUCUAAAAUAAUUAAUCAGUUUUAAGAUAGUUGUAUUAAGAAUGUGUUUAAAUGAGAUAAUUAAACUAUUUCACAAAUAAGUUAUUUGCAUCUCCUUAAUCCUUUAAAGAAUUAUUUAAUAGAGCUGGAUUAAUAAAUGAUGUAAAUGCAGAGAGAAAUGUAUUGAUUGCAUUUGCAUUAAGUGUACCUCUUGUAUUAGAUGAAAUCAAUUAAGAUAGAUAGAUUUAAAUGAGUUAUCAAGAAUUUGUUGAAGCAUUAGCUCGAGUGGCUGAAAAAUAUGGAUAGAAUAAAGCAGUGAUUAGUUCAGAAUAAUUAGCAUUGAAAUUAUAACAUAUUAUAGGUUAAUUAUAAGAGUAUUAUCAAAUUGUAGAUGAAAAUAAAGUAUAAUCUAAUUAAAUCAUAAUAUUUAGAUAAUCAUUCCAUAGAUGAGACAAUCCAAAAAGUAAACCAAUUUCCUCUAAGAAAAUGUUACUAAAUUAUUAUAUGAGAUAGAUGGUUCACCUAUUAAUGCCCCAUAAAUCUAUGAAUAUGAUUUUGUAGAAUGA